AUGAGUGGAACUGGACGACUGCCGGGACUUAAUCAGGGCGCAGCAAAGCCUGGGCUGAAGUUCAAGCCAAAGGCGCUCGCAAGAAGAUCGAAAGAGGAGAGAGAGAAGGCUAUUCCGAAGCCAGCGACCGAGGAUGUGCUAAACGGUCAUAACUCGCGGAAGAAAUAUAGUAAAAAAGACUUUGGAAAGAAUGGACAGCAGCAGAAACGAGUGCCCAAAUAUUUGCUAAACACGCGGGUCGUGGGUGCUGGGUUUGGCGCCGAGAACUUUGCUGGCGGCGGAUCAGACAUGAGAAGAGGAUUCAUGAAAAGCGAAGGUGGGUCCGCAAGCCAUGAUCUCCUACAGCGUGGGCUGCAACAAGCUAACAGCGGUGAUAAAAGUGCAGAAGAUGCAGACUCUGAUAAUGAGGGCCAGACGAAAUUUAAUAUGGGACGAGAGUAUCGUGCAAACGAAUUGUACGCUUCAGAGGACGAAGUCGACGUAGAAGGUACCGAGCCCGAUGAGGAGGUACUGCGGUCGAAAAGACUAGCUCAUUUCUUUCCUGUCAGAGCUGUUAGAGUUCGUCAUGAAGACAUUGACACAAUGGAAAAGGAACUCAAGGACACCAUGUCUGACCUCAACACGCGAGAACCAACACCUGGCGUUGUUAUGAAGCAAGAAGAAGACAUAUCCAAUGUUAUAGAUGAACGAGAAGCUGAACUUCAAGAAAAGCUCAACGAUUUGCAGCUUCAGAACGAGAGCGCGCUUCUUGACUCCACAGAUGCGGUCGACGAAGCUAGAUGGAUAGCCCAUGAUCACGCUCAUAUACAUAAUAGGCUCCUCAAGAUCAAUAAUAAGCCCGGAAAAUUCAUGUUUUUCCAACUUCCUGCAGUGCUGCCAGAUUUCGAAACACCACCCGAACCAGCCGAAGAGAAGUCCAUGCAUUUGGAUCCUACUGAGUCCACGGAUCCUACUGAGCCCACGGAUCCUACGGAAACUGCUUCUAUGUCGACCGAGGUCAAAUCCACAAGCGAUGUGGAAGCGGAUUCCAAACCGCUCGAAAAAGCUCCUUCCAAGGCUGCCGAAGCUUCCGCUCAAGAAGUGCUUGAUAGACCACUCGCCGGCAACAUCGGUGCACUCAGGAUACAUAAGUCCGGUAAAAUUACUGUGAAGAUAGGAAACGUCGUAAUGGACAUCAAUAGAGGCGCCGAAAACACAUUUCUGCAAGAAGUGGUAGCUCUUGAUGAGCGUGAUGACGAACGGACUGUUGAAUUACUGGGAAGAAUCACUGGUAAAGUGGUGGUAACGCCAAAAUUCUAG
Messenger RNA from Lachancea nothofagi CBS 11611, 1299 nucleotides. The record is from the annotation of a GenBank genome assembly. Lineage: Eukaryota; Fungi; Ascomycota; Saccharomycetes; Saccharomycetales; Saccharomycetaceae.